UGUGUUUGUGUCUGUUCUCUGCUCGCGGUCGGCCGAGGGAAUGGGUCCGACUGGGGGAUGGAGACCCUGCACAGAUCUGUUGCCUCUUGACUUCCUGUCCCAGGUCUUACCGGCUGGCGGGAACAAACCCCUGAGUGAUGUCCACAUGGUUCAGUCCCAGGGGGCGCGGGGCCUGCAGCUAGCUGGUUCUCAGGAGGCCCUGAGCUUCUCAGCUUCACAGCUCUUCACCAACUGUGAUUACUUCCCCUCUGAGUUCUCCAUCGUGGUCACACUCAAAACCCCACGUCUCAGCAACAAGAGGAAUGAGUACAUCCUCUCAUUGGUGGAAGAGGAAUCAGACCGGCUCCUCAUUGGUCUACGUGUCUCCCAGGAGAGACUCCACUUCCUCUUCCAGGGCCCAAUGGGCAGAAAAUGCAUUACCUUUAGGGCAGUGCAGCUGGCGGAUAAUCACUGGCACACUCUGGUCCUGGCCAUCACCGGGCGCUACGCCACCCUUACUGUGGACUGUGGGAGGGCUUUAGAGCUGGUGUGUGAGCAGCCAUUUCCCUCUGACCUCUGCACUCUCAACUCAAGGUUCUACAUCGGCAGCAGGAGGCGAUGGAAAGGACUUUUUUCUGGUCUCCUGCGCCAGCUGGUUCUGCUGCCUGGAUCAGAUGCUACCUCCAGGGUGUGUCCCUCUUCAUACCCCAGGCUGUCUGUCCUGUCCGUCCCCCAGGUCCUGCUCACUAUGCCCCUCAUUCCCACUGGGAACCAUGUAGUCCCGCUCUAUCCUUAUGAAGCUGAAGUGCAGGUCACCCUGGGGAGCCAGCCUCCGUGCUCCAAGGCAGAGCAGGGAAAGCUAUGGUUUGACACACUGAAGAAGGGCCUGUUCCUGUGUGAUGGCCUGGUCUGGAUUCCUCUGCUCCAAGAGAAAAGGCGUCUGGACUACGUUGAAGACUACCAGGACCUCUACACCAACUCAGAGACCUUCGACGUGGAGGUGUUCCACAUUCCAUCUCAAGGACUGUUCGCUGCCACGGCCAAUAAAGCAGCCCAGCCAGGCUCCGGAAUCUACAAGUGGGUUGAUGGGAAGUUCAAACUUUAUCAAAACAUCACCACCUAUGAGGCUCGUGCCUGGAAAUAUUUCACAGUGGGCAGCAAGAUGUUCUUGGCAGUGGCCAACUUCAAGGGUCAGCCUGGCAGAGAGCGGGAAGAGUCAAUGAUCUACAGGUGGAACAGCAGGAAACUUAAGUUUCUGCUCUAUCAGACCCUGGAAACACACUGUGCUCAGGACUGGGAGGCCUUCACCAUACAAGAAGAACAUUUCCUGGUUGUGGCCAAUCACAGACAAGGCGACAACCACAACAUUGACAGUGUGAUCUACCGCUGGAACCCCGGCACCAAGGUGUUUGAGGUGAACCAGACCAUCGGAACGUCUGGCGCGUAUGACUGGGAGUUCUUCUCUGUCGGCCCGUACCAGUUCCUAGUCGUAGCCAACACCCUGAAUGGUACCUCCACCAACAUCAACUCAACCAUCUACAUCUGGCUGGGAGGAACAUUCCGGCCCUUUCAGUCCAUCAAGACGGUGGGAGCAACGGACUGGGAGAUGUUCCAGAUAGGGAACCGGUACUUCCUGGCGGUGGCUAACGGUCAGAUGUUGAACAACAGAGGUCCAAGUCUCUACACUAUCAACUCAACCAUUUACGAGUUGAACAUGAUGACACAGACCUUCAUCAAGUUCCAAGACAUUCUGACAAACAGUGCCGUGGACUGGGAGUUCUUCUCUGUGGGCGAAGACAAGUUCCUGGUGGUGGCCAAUUCUCACGACGGAGCCUCCUUCUCUUUAAACAGUGUUAUAUACAGGUGGCAGGGCUAUGAGGGCUUUGUCCCUGUACACAAGCUGCCGACCACAGGCUGUACCGACUGGGAAUACUUCAACACUACAGAGGGAUCCUUCCUUAUCUACUCCAGCGCUACCUCCCCCCUGUCUAAAGUCUUCAAGCUCAACACAUACUGACCCCUCAAGAGACCAAAACGACGGCACUCUUCAAAUAACUAGUUUGUAGCAUAAUUAUUUUGGUUGCGGCAUGUUCAGUCGAAAGCAGCUGCGAGGCCUUUGUCAGGAACUAUAAAGAGACAGUGAUGUUCUGUUGUGAAGACACAGUUUUGCAGUCAAGCCUGACUGAAGAGGGAGGAGAUCCAUCAUACUUCAAUGUUAUUGAAUAACCCCUAGUUACACAGAAAUAUAUAUUCAGAUUAAAUACCGCUGACAUGUUGUCUAAAAGGUCAGAAAUAUUAAAA
Molecule: messenger RNA, 2280 nt
Organism: Esox lucius (northern pike)
Lineage: Eukaryota; Metazoa; Chordata; Actinopteri; Esociformes; Esocidae
Gene: tspearb
Product: thrombospondin-type laminin G domain and EAR repeats b
Exons: 12
Coding region: 41-1996 (651 amino acids)
Biological process (GO): signal transduction
Source: RefSeq, a predicted model, not a curated record